Messenger RNA from Naegleria gruberi, 846 nucleotides. RefSeq lists its product as uncharacterized. The annotation marks the transcript as partial. Lineage: Eukaryota; Heterolobosea; Eutetramitea; Acrasida; Naegleriidae. The record is from RefSeq and is a predicted model, not a curated record. Gene Ontology annotation, molecular function: protein binding. The transcript has a single exon.
AUCACAACUUUAAAGAGUUUGAACCUCCACCACAACAAUAUUGAAGAUGAAGGUGUUGAAUUUAUAUCCGAUUUGAAAUUAGAGAGCUUGGGAUUGUGUAGAUGUGCACUGACAAGCAAGUCAACAUCUUUUCUGUGUAAAAUUACUAGUUUGAAAAAACUUGAUUUAUCAGAAAAUAUUAUUAACGAUGAAUGUGGCUUUUAUUUGUCCAUGUUGACAGAUUUGGAAGAGUUGGAUUUGCACGAUAAUUCCAUAGAAGGGAAAUGCUUUAAAGAAUUCUCAAGUUUGAAAAAGUUGAAAACUUUAAAAUUAUGUCAGAACAGAAUUUCACAAGAAGAGGCCAUGAUAUAUUUAUCUCAAACAGUAUCACUCAAAAGCUUAAAUCUUUCCCAAAAUAAUAUUGGCCAAUCAAGUAUUCAUCUUUCCAAUCUAACUAAUCUCAAAGAACUUGAAUUGAAUUUGUGUAAAAUUACAAAAGGAGGUCUUUCCUUUUUUUCCAAUUUAAAAAAGUUGGAGAUUUUGAAAAUAAGUCAAAAUAGUCUUGGAUAUGACGAUUUUGAAGAACUUUCUCAUUUGGUUAGAUUGAGAAUUCUUUCAAUCUUUGGAUGUGGAUUAGAAAAAAAUUCCACCAAUUUUAUUGGAAACAUCAAAACACUUAGAAACUUGGAAAUGUUUAGUAAUAACAUAUACGAUGCUGGCCUUGCUUCCCUUUCGGGUUUAGUAAAUCUACAAAUACUAAAAUUAGAUUCCACUAGAAUUACCGAUACUGGAAUACAACAUUUAUCACAAAUGAAAGAAUUAGAAAUUCUCAGGUUGAAUUCAAAUUCACUCGGAAAUGAAACUUUA